AUUGGUCGAGCUGUACGAUGGUUAUUAAUGGUAUCUUAAGCAACGACGCGGGUAUCUUCAAAACAAGAGGAAGUCCUCGAGAUGGCUACCGUCGAACACAACGGAGUUAUAAAAAUAUCGCCUCAAGUUUCGACUGCAUAUUUACAGAUAUCAUGCAACAACGAAUUUGUUGCCUUACCAGCCACAAGUGAUGAAAUUGGUAUCUGGAAGGUAAAAGAAUGUGACAAAAGGCCAGUGCACUUGAGAAGUCAUAUGACACAAGUCAGUGCACUUUGUUUUGGACAUCUGAAAAACCCAACUUACCUUUGCACUGCUUCGGAUGAUGCAAUUUACCUAUGGCAAACAGAAAAAGUGUUCAUAGACUACAAAACAGGACAAUUCACUGAAGGAGUUAAAGUUGCCAAGGAGCUAGGGCAUUGCAAUCAUCUCUGUUUUAAUUAUGAUGACUCCUGUAUUUCUGCUUGCAUUGAAAAAGAAGUCUGGAUUAUAAAUGUUCAGACACUUGAACUCGUUGCAAAAUUAGCUAAUCACACAGGGAACGUAACUGGCUCAAUAUUUUGUCCUCAUGACCUGAAUACCUUUGUCACUAUAUCAGAAGACAGAACCUUCAAUAUAUGGAACGCGAAAAAGGCAGCACUUCUCUAUCAGUCCCCGAUUAUCUGUGCCUCGCCUUUUUGGUCAGUUGCAAUGCAUCCAGAGUAUAAACAUUUGGCUAUUGGCAGUGGAGAUGGAAAGGUUCGUGUUUUCGAUUUGGUAAGCCAUCGCUGCUUCCAUGAAGUUGAUAUAUCAAGUGCAGUUGCAAAGCAUGAAUUUGCAAGGCAAAACAGCUCUUGUUCUUCAAACUCUGAUCAGAGUGAUAGCAGUUCUGGUAGCUCCAAAAAGAAACCAGUCGCCCAUGGCAACAAAUAUCAUGAUGAUGAUGAUAACGACAGUGAAGCUGAAGAAGAGGAAACUGAGCACAGCCUUGCUGUUUUGAGUCUGGCCUACUGGAAAGAAAAUAUUUGCCCUAAUGGAACUGAUGCUGAUAAUGACGAUCCCUCUUCAAAUUAUGAUGGGGUUGUUAGGGAAGUCCUUAAAGACCCACCAUUCCUAAUAGCUGGUUGCACCUCGAGACUGGUACUGUUUGACGCCAAUACAAUGGAUAUCGUUUUCCACUUAAAUUUAAUGGAGCCUAUGAUAUGCCAGAAUGCAUUCGACCCUGUAGAGUACAGUGUUUCAAGUGCGGGCUGCUUCGCCUUCGCUAUUUCAAAGGAUACUUGUUCGAUACAUUGUCUCGCUGGCAGCAUGUUUGAAAGCAAUGUCCAUGUUUUGACGAUCCAACCUGAGCGGACACUUCAUAUGCAAUCUGACACAUCGGAAACGAGCGAAAACAGCGAAGCUUGGUCUGACAGCCAAGAAAGUAAUAAGGAAACAAAAAGCAGCCCACCGCCUGAACUCACUGUAUUAUCAAGCGCUCCAGUUGCAAAGGGCUCCCCACUGCUCUCUGUAUUCGAAUCUAAAAAGCCUGCCACAAAAGGAAAAAACACUGCAAACGAUAAAGACAAGAUGAAUCAACCUUUGACUUUCCAGAAAAAAGUGAAGUCAUCAGGCUAUACUGAAAAACCGAGGUCGGCGAUGUUCAAGCCUAAAACAAAUGGCUCGAAAACAAAGGACUUGUUUGCAAAGAAGGCGGCGGAUGUUAUGAAAAUCUCAUCUAUGUUUCCUACGAAGGCAUCAUACCAAUAUCCAACAAAGAGCGACCCCCCUAUUCAACUCAAGCAGAAAUUUAAACUCCCCACUAGCGCUACAAAGAUCAAUUCUCUACAAUUCUCUGUUGAUGGAAGGCAGAUAGCAUGUGCCCUUGGAAAUAAGAAUUCAUUUUUGUUCAAAAUGCCAUACAAUGAAAAAGUUUCAACUCUCGUUGGCCAUGACAACGUUGUGAACAGUGCCAUGUUCAGUCAUGACAAGGCAUUCGUCGUAACAUCAUCUGAUGACAAAACUGCCAAGAUUUGGACACAAAACAGCCAAUCGCCCCUAUUAAACUUCUCAAACAUAAAACAUAAUUUCCAGUCUGAAAAAGUAGGAUCAACAUCGGACAAGGAAAAUCCUCCAUUUCCGAAAGAAAUCACAAAAGCAUCGUUUUACUAUGUCGACAAAUUUAUCCUUCUAUCCUGCUUGAAUACCCUUUAUAUGUACAAGUAUAACAUCGAAGAAACAAAACAGGAAAUCAAAAGAUAUCAAACAAUGAAUAGAUACAAACUUGUUCGGAAAUUUGAAAUCAAAGGUGCUCAGCAUAUAACAACAUUUUCUGGCAUCAACGGAUUCUAUUCUUACAUUGUCCUUGCUGCGUGUUCUGAUAAAAGUGUAGCGGUAUUUGAUAUGAACACAGGUACAGUUGCAAGACGAAUGAAAAAUGCACACACUAGAAAUGUUCAUACAAUCUGCCAAAAUCAGGGUUCUCCAUACGUCACUCAUCCCUCAGAAGCGUACGAUCUGUUCUUGACAUCAGCUGCCACCGAUGGAAUUAAGCUUUGGGACUUGAGAGCUGAUCGUUGUGUUCGAAAGUUUGAUGGUCAUGUGAACAGAUCGCAGACUGUUGGAGUCGCGUACAGCCCUUGUUCGCGGUUCAUUGCAACUGGUUCAGAAGAUCGAAGCGCCUAUGUCUUUGAUAUUCGCAACAGCUCGUAUCUGCAUCGUCUAUCUGGCCAAUCGGACGUCGUCUCGUGUGUCGAUUUCCAUCCGCACAUUCCAAUGCUGGUCACUGGAAGCCUUGAUGGUGAGGUUCGCUGUUACCAAGACAUGUAGAUCCAAAGGUAUUUUGUUGCUUAGUCUUGAGCUCGAGGUGACGUCACAAAUUUUCCAUGAUGCAAUAAACACGAAGUCAACUAACAGCUGCACAGUUGUAUUGAUACCUUUAAUUUAAAGCGUUCUCGAGCUUUGUCCAUAUUGCCAAAAGUCUUAAAACACUAGCGUCAGU
Molecule: messenger RNA, 2956 nt
Organism: Rhopilema esculentum
Lineage: Eukaryota; Metazoa; Cnidaria; Scyphozoa; Rhizostomeae; Rhizostomatidae
Product: WD repeat-containing protein 27
Molecular function (GO): protein binding
Source: RefSeq, a predicted model, not a curated record